GCCGGAGCCGAGGAGGUGGCGCGCGCAGCCGGGUCCCCGGCCCCGCUGCCGCCCGCGCCGAGACCCAGCGAGGGGCGGCGCAGCCCGGGCGCUCCCGGCGUCCGGCCACCCCCGCGCCCGAGCCGGCCCCCCACGCCCCUCUCCCUCUCCCUCACCCCUUCUGUUCCCCACCCGAAGCCGCACGCUCCUCUCCCCAAACCCCUCUCCACGACUCCGCGCGUGCCUCCCGGUGCCCUCUCCCCGCGCCCCUCCGCCUCUCUCCGCUGCACCCCAGCUCCCUGGGCACCUCGCCCCUCUCCGCUGCCCCCGCCCCGGCCUCCUCGUCGCGUCACCUGCACCCCCUCCUCUACCCGCGGCCCCCGCUCCCUCCGCCCCCCUUCCCUCUCUCACUUCCCACGCCCCCUCUUCGCGCUCCUCUCUCCUCCCUUUGCCGCCCAGCGCCGGCUCCGGAGUUGGGGGAGAGCCCAGGGUUUCAGUCGCUUUGGAGGAGGCGUGAAUCGCGCAGAGAUUGACUAAUUUGGGGUGGGGGGCGCGGUAGGCGAUGGAGCAGCCUGAGGACAUGGCGUCGCUGAGCGAGUUCGACUCCUUGGCGGGCAGCAUCCCGGCCACCAAGGUGGAGAUCACCGUGUCCUGCAGGAACCUUUUGGACAAAGACAUGUUUUCCAAGUCCGACCCACUAUGUGUCAUGUAUACUCAAGGGAUGGAGAACAAGCAGUGGCGGGAGUUCGGACGCACUGAAGUCAUUGACAACACACUCAAUCCUGACUUUGUGCGCAAAUUCAUCGUGGAUUACUUCUUUGAGGAGAAGCAGAACCUCCGUUUUGACUUAUACGACGUCGACUCGAAGAGCCCUGAUUUAUCCAAACACGAUUUUCUGGGCCAAGCCUUCUGCACCCUCGGAGAGAUUGUGGGGUCCCCUGGGAGCCGCCUGGAGAAGCCCCUCACGAUAGGAGCAUUCAGCCUGAAUUCCAGGACAGGCAAACCCAUGCCAGCUGUGUCCAAUGGAAGUGGUCUUUGGAUGGAAAGUUUGAGAACCACUGGUCUGGAAGCCUCCGGUGGUGUCCCAGGGAAGAAAUGUGGCACCAUCAUCCUGUCCGCCGAGGAGCUGAGCAACUGUAGGGAUGUAGCCACCAUGCAGUUCUGUGCCAACAAGCUGGACAAGAAAGAUUUCUUUGGGAAGUCUGACCCCUUCUUGGUGUUUUACAGAAGCAACGAGGAUGGAACCUUCACCAUCUGCCACAAGACCGAGGUCAUGAAGAACACCCUAAACCCAGUCUGGCAAACUUUCUCCAUUCCUGUGAGAGCACUCUGCAACGGGGACUAUGACCGGACCAUCAAGGUGGAGGUGUACGACUGGGAUCGCGAUGGCAGCCACGACUUCAUCGGGGAGUUCACUACCAGCUACCGGGAGCUAGCCCGUGGGCAGAGCCAGUUCAACAUCUACGAGGUGGUAAACCCCAAAAAGAAAAUGAAGAAAAAGAAAUACGUGAAUUCUGGCACAGUCACGCUGCUUUCCUUUGCGGUGGAGUCCGAGUGCACAUUUCUUGACUACAUCAAAGGAGGGACCCAGAUCAACUUCACGGUGGCCAUCGAUUUCACGGCCUCCAAUGGGAACCCCUCGCAGUCCACGUCCCUGCACUACAUGAGCCCCUACCAGCUGAACGCCUAUGCACUGGCGCUGACUGCCGUCGGGGAGAUCAUCCAGCACUAUGACAGCGACAAGAUGUUCCCUGCCCUUGGCUUCGGGGCCAAGCUACCCCCUGAUGGAAGGGUGUCCCACGAGUUCCCGCUGAACGGCAACCAGGAGAACCCCUCCUGCUGCGGCAUCGAUGGCAUCCUGGAGGCCUACCACCACAGCCUGCGCACGGUGCAGCUCUAUGGCCCAACCAACUUCGCCCCUGUGGUCACCCACGUGGCCAGGACCGCGGCCGCAGUGCAGGAUGGCUCUCAGUACUCGGUGCUGCUGAUCAUCACGGAUGGGGUCAUCUCGGACAUGGCACAGACUAAGGAGGCUAUCGUCAAUGCUGCCAAACUGCCCAUGUCCAUCAUCAUCAUUGGCGUGGGCCAGGCGGAGUUCGACGCCAUGGUGGAGCUGGAUGGUGAUGAUGUGCGGAUCUCCUCCCGGGGGAAGCUGGCAGAACGGGACAUUGUCCAGUUCGUGCCCUUCAGGGACUACGUGGACCGCACUGGCAACCACGUGCUGAGCAUGGCCCGCCUGGCCCGCGAUGUGCUGGCCGAGAUCCCUGACCAGCUGGUGUCCUACAUGAAGUCACAGGGCAUCCGCCCGCGCCCCCCGCCUGCGGCCCCAGAGCCCUCGCCCCCACAGUCCCCAGCCCGCACGCCCCCUGCUUCCCCCCUGCACACACACAUCUGAGCCCUCUUCCCGAAGAAGUCCCCUGGCCUGUGGCGGGUGGCUGGGGCCGGGGAGGCCAGUGGAAGUGUAGGCGGGGUCUCCAAUUUGCCCCG
Panthera uncia (snow leopard) is the source of this 2466-nucleotide messenger RNA. It is a transcript of the gene CPNE5, whose product is annotated as copine 5. Gene Ontology annotation, biological process: cellular response to calcium ion. The coding region runs from base 542 to 2374 and encodes 610 amino acids. The transcript is spliced from 22 exons. Gene Ontology annotation, molecular function: calcium-dependent phospholipid binding. Gene Ontology annotation, cellular component: plasma membrane. NCBI's taxonomy places the organism in Eukaryota, Metazoa, Chordata, Mammalia, Carnivora, Felidae. The record is from RefSeq and is a predicted model, not a curated record.